Vicia faba (fava bean) is the source of this 732-nucleotide messenger RNA. NCBI's taxonomy places the organism in Eukaryota, Viridiplantae, Streptophyta, Magnoliopsida, Fabales, Fabaceae. The record is from the annotation of a GenBank genome assembly.
AUGACGACGACGGCGCCGCCACCAACUCCGCCGUCACUCGAACUAAAAACCUACUGGUGCCACGAAUGCGACAUGAGCGUCUCUCUCACUUCCUCCCACUCUCCCUCUCCCUCUCCUCCCCUUUGUCCUCAAUGUCACACUCAUUUCCUCGAACUCAUGGACUCCCCUUUCUCCCAAAACGACGCCGAUUCGUUUCUCCAUUCUUCCUCCUCCCUCUUCGACGUCGUUUUCCAAGACGCGCUUUUACUACUCGCACCCUCUCCCCGUAAAACGCACACCACCGAAACGAUCCUUCCUAUAAUAACCGUUACAGAAACUCUUCUUUCGCUACUCGAUCCAAACGGCGUCGUUUUAUGCGCGGUUUGUAAGGACGCUAUUUCCGUUGACGAAGAAGCGAAACAGCUUCCUUGUGAUCAUCUUUAUCACUCCGAUUGUAUUACUCCCUGGCUUCGUCUUCGAUCUUCUUGUCCUCUCUGUCGAUUCCGAAUCUCAGAGGAUGAAAAUGAAGAUGAAAAUGACGAAGAUGAUGAAGAGGAUUUGAAUGGUGCUGAUGUGAUGAGGGAGAUGAUGGCGCGGAUGGCAGAGUUGUCGGAAGAUGAUUUCUAUGGUCUGAGAAUGACUCUCAAUUACAUUGCUUCCCGGCAUGAACUUCUUCAUUCUAAUGCUUCAGGCGGCGGUGAUCAUCAUGAUGCUAGUAGUGAAGUUGGUGGAGAUGUAGAUGGAGAAUCAUGA